AUGAAAUUAGAAAAUAAAUUACAUGAAUUAGAUUGUAUUGCUUUAGAUGGAGGUUAUACAUUAUUUUUAAAUUCUAUUAUUAAUGAAUCAAAUACCUUAACAUGGAAAAAUUUUAUUGUUCCAAUUAGAAAAGAAAAAAAUAAAGAAUUAUCAGAUAUAGAAAAAAAUUAUAAUAAUAUUUUUGGUGGAUUUAGAUCUAAAAUAGAAACAAUAUUUGCAAAUUUA
Radiomyces spectabilis is the source of this 225-nucleotide messenger RNA. RefSeq lists its product as uncharacterized. The record is from RefSeq and is a predicted model, not a curated record. The annotation marks the transcript as partial. Lineage: Eukaryota; Fungi; Mucoromycota; Mucoromycetes; Mucorales; Radiomycetaceae. The transcript has a single exon.